Rangifer tarandus platyrhynchus (Svalbard reindeer) is the source of this 357-nucleotide messenger RNA. Lineage: Eukaryota; Metazoa; Chordata; Mammalia; Artiodactyla; Cervidae. The record is from the annotation of a GenBank genome assembly.
AUGAAAAUCAUGGUGUUACGUGCCCAGCUCCUUCUGCCUGGCAGUGAGAAUGUCGAUGUUAUAGAAGGAGCGUGUGCUGGAGCAGGGAGGCACCUGCGCAAAGCAGACCUGGGCGAGGAGGAGGAGACAGUAGAUUUGGGUAUGAUGGCCAGCCUCUGGUCCUCUGUCCUCGGCCCCUCUAACCCUGGGAGUUUCUGCACAUCAUUUUGCCCAGAUUUUCAGCAAGUGUUCUGUGGUGAACUGAAAAGCUUAGCACAGGUAGUGGACUUCUUGGCACUCAACAAAUUCAUCAAGAACGACAGGCCAAGCACCAUCAUCAUCUUAGUUACCAAGAGCAGCAAGGAUUGUUCUAUGUGA